AGUUCAUAUAUCAAAGUAAAAAUUCAUCGACAGUAAUAAUCGCACGAUAACCCGUAUGCAAUAAUACUCUUCACGAAGUCGUAAAUCUCCUAAAAAAACCAUGGACAUAAAAAAACAAUGUCACACACGCGUCAAACGUGUUAGCUCUUGAUUUAGGACAUUCAGUAUAAUUUUACUAACAAAUUGUAAGUAUUAUUUAUACGAUUACUUUUGAAUAAUUUAAUGUUUCGGGUUUAAUAUAUUAGUCAAAAAAUACUCGUAAUUUGAGAUCCACAUACAUUAAUUUCAAAAUGGUAUUAAUUUAAUACUGAUAAAUCCACUACUUGACCUUAGAUAUCGACUACGGAAUAACUCGCGUUUUGGUAAGAACACUGAUGUAUGGAGUAGAUAGAUGUACCACUCUACGGACCUUCUGUAAGUGUGCAAACGCAAGGGUAAAAUAAAAGAGCUCGUAGCAGAGGUGUUCCCUUAUAGACAUCCUCCUUCACAUUGACCUUAUUCAUAAUAUGUCCAAAUCGCGUAUGAGCUAGCUAGGCUACAAUUUCGAGUACUACUUAAUCAGUAUUUUGGAUGCAGAUGGCCAUGAAUCAACUCUACCCCCUUUAUAUUGGCACUGGUGUAUUUGCCGCAUUGUUUAUAUUUAUACCAAUUUUUAUAAGAAAAGGACCUAACCAAGGGAUCAUACGAUGCAGCGUUUUUCUGUCCGUAUUCUCAAUGUGGAUAUUCUGGGCCACCGUGUAUAUCGCACAGAUGAAUCCUGUGGUCGGGCCGCGCCACCUCAACUCCACACUCAUCUGGAUGAAGCACUUGGAAGGUGCGAAAGUUGAAGGUGCAACCCCGGAGCCUGGCAAGGCUGACGACGCUGACAGUGGUGACUUGACUAGAAGAUCAGGCCGGCCCAGAAGGUUCGGUCAUUGUCAUGAACAACCAUUCAACUUGUUCGAAUGCUGCAACAUUCCGUGGCUUCCUGAGCGUGCCAUUGCCAAAUGCAUCCAGCAGCCGAUUAACGUCCUUAAAUUAACGUGCGAGGAAGCAAGAUGCGCGUUGAAAGAGGCAGGCUGGUUGGAGCAUUAUGGGCUAGUGAAGAUGAACGAACUGCAAACCUACUACGAAAACCUCGCGCGGACCGACCUUGACUGGGUGGAGGCGGUUCGGUCCAUCAAGACGGAAUGUUUGGCGACCAUCCCAAGGUUUCUAGGCACUCACAUGGACUGUGUAGAAUUUGAUAUCAUGUACUGUGUAAUGACGAAAAUGUUCAAGCACGCUCCCUUACCAAGCUGGUCGACGGCCGACAUGUGCCUCGCGGCCAAGCAGUUCCUCGCCACGUGCCCGCUCUGCCCGGAGGACUGCAGCAAGGGCUCGGAGGACAGCCUGGUGGCUGACUGCCGCGCUUGUAUGACAUUUUGACAACAGGCUGCUGUAAACAGCCGCCGAGUGCCGCGGUGCCUGGCAGUUUCUCAUCACGCAAGGAUGCUAAGCACGAAGAAUUGCGUAUAUUAUCCCAUUUCCUAUCUUUAUCGCACGCGUAUAAUUAUAUUAAUUGCAGUCCCACCGACUACAACGGCGGGCAAUGCCACUAUGCGAAAGGGACAGCAAUAUAAUGCGUGUGCGAUAGCGAUGGGUACGAAUUCUGAACACUUAGCGUCCUUUAGAUAAAUAGCAUUGUUUGUUAUUUAAACCCGUAAUGAUCAAUUCAAUAACUCGAACUCAACGUUCUUAUGUCGUCUAUGUAGCUUAUUAACUUAUUAUUUUUGUAAUUAACUAUAGUACUUACCAAAUGUAUUAUUAUAAAAUAUGUAAAAAGUAA
This is a messenger RNA of Cydia pomonella (codling moth), 1807 nucleotides long. RefSeq lists its product as uncharacterized. The coding region runs from base 571 to 1407 and encodes 278 amino acids. The record is from RefSeq and is a predicted model, not a curated record. Gene Ontology annotation, molecular function: proton-transporting ATPase activity, rotational mechanism. Gene Ontology annotation, cellular component: proton-transporting V-type ATPase, V0 domain; plasma membrane proton-transporting V-type ATPase complex. Gene Ontology annotation, biological process: proton transmembrane transport. The transcript has 8 exons. Lineage: Eukaryota; Metazoa; Arthropoda; Insecta; Lepidoptera; Tortricidae.